AUGGAGGAAAACAAUGAUCGGCGUAUGGCUGUUGGCCGAAAGAAAUUUGAAUGUCCAGCGUGGAACCAUUGCAGUGCUUGGGACAGGAAAAGGGACAAUGACAAAGAGUUACACGAUGCAAUAGCGUCCACUUCUUGCAAAGGCAUGCAGCUCGUUAACGGAGGGAAGCCAAAAAAGCCGAAAUGUUGGGAAAGACAAGGUCUUGCAUCAAUAGAAGAUUUUAAAAUGGCAUCCGGUGGCGAGAUUGUCAAGGAAAUGAAGCAGGUUGUUAUAGAGGAAAGUAAUUCCAAGGACGCUGAUGGUAAUAGCAAUGCUGCAGCGGCAGUUCAGAAUGUGGAGAAGUAUCGAAACGAUAUCUUGGCAAUA
Ostertagia ostertagi is the source of this 366-nucleotide messenger RNA. Lineage: Eukaryota; Metazoa; Nematoda; Chromadorea; Rhabditida; Trichostrongylidae. The record is from the annotation of a GenBank genome assembly.